AUGCCCGCCAUCGUGAACCUGCUCUUUAACACGGUCUCCACCAACACCACCAUCUCCUUCUCUCUGGUGUUGCCUCUGGUCAGCAUCCUCUCUCUGUUGGUGGGGGUCGGAGGUCACCUGCUUGUGUGGUUGGUUUUGAUGCGCAAUCCACGGCGCCGUUCCAAGCCCAGCUCGGUCCUCCUGUUAAACCUCAGUUUUGCGGAUCUGUGCGCUUUACUCACCCUGCCCUGUGUGCUACUGAGUGCCAGCUCUCAGAAUUGGCAGCUGGGAGGAGGCGUUUGUGUGCUGUUGAGCUUCAUGACCUCUCUAACAGCUGGAGUGGACAUCUUCAGCUUGGCUGCCCUCUCUGUGCUGCGUUAUCGGAUAGUGGCUCCGUCGACGCGGCCCCCUGCAACCCCUGCGCAGGUAGCCGGCACAGUUGCUGUCAUCUGGCUGGUUUCCAUCGCCAUGGCCCUCCCUAAGGUCACCUACAUCCAGUUUGAUAGUGGGUGCACUUGGUCGGUUGGGCGUGGUCACUGGCUGGGGUUCCUCGUUCCUGCGUUUCUGGUGUACUACGUUGCUCCACUUCUUUGCAUCGCCCUGCACUGCGGCCUGAUCAUCACACACCUGCACCGCUGCCGGGGCACUCUGGCAGCAGACCACCGCAAUAAAAAGGCCACAGCCCUCCUCAUCGGCUCCACCUUGGUGUUUGCUAUCAGCUGGCUGCCCUACUACAUACUAGAGUUUGUGAACGUAUUGUCGCCAUCCGUGCAUUCCGUAAGCUCACCCGUCAACUGGUCUGUAAGCCCUGCCCCCAGCUCCGCCACCCCAUCGGCAUAUACGGAGGUGUCUCUGCUGUGGGAGGUGACUUCGCUGUCUGCCAUUCUUCUAAUUUGUCUGGCACCUUGCUGGAACCCACCACUCUACUUCCUGCUAUCUAAGCCAGCCCUCAGGCAACUGAGAGCGUUGUUACCCAUAAUACACAAACGCUGGAGAGCCGCUACCCUUUUACAGCACAUAGUGCCAAAACCUGCUCCCACACAACCCCACUCACAGCCUGGGAAUCAGCAAGCUGCGCAGAUGCUACCAGUAACACAAGCGCAAUGA
Triplophysa dalaica is the source of this 1086-nucleotide messenger RNA. RefSeq names its product somatostatin receptor type 4. The record is from RefSeq and is a predicted model, not a curated record. The coding region runs from base 1 to 1086 and encodes 361 amino acids. Gene Ontology annotation, molecular function: G protein-coupled receptor activity. Gene Ontology annotation, cellular component: membrane. The transcript is spliced from 2 exons. Gene Ontology annotation, biological process: G protein-coupled receptor signaling pathway. Lineage: Eukaryota; Metazoa; Chordata; Actinopteri; Cypriniformes; Nemacheilidae.